Molecule: messenger RNA, 2466 nt
Organism: Grammomys surdaster
Lineage: Eukaryota; Metazoa; Chordata; Mammalia; Rodentia; Muridae
Gene: Gimap6
Product: GTPase, IMAP family member 6
Exons: 3
Coding region: 146-1063 (305 amino acids)
Cellular component (GO): cytosol
Molecular function (GO): GTP binding
Source: RefSeq, a predicted model, not a curated record
UAAAAUUCUCCUAGGCGGUAAGCAGAAGUGACUGACGGCGGCUGUGUCUGCUCAUUUCCUGUUUCUCAUUGCACAGUGAGCUGCUAUUUUGAAGGACAGUUCUUGAGCUCAGAUCGUAUUUUGCUGACAAAAUAUGGAUUGAAAGAUGGAUUGGCUUUACAGAAAAACAUUCGGGUACAUUGGUUCAUGUUUUAUAGAAACUUUUCCCUGCCCAUUCCAUUCGUUCUUUCAGAGAAUCUACAUUUUGGCCCCACCAGAAAAGCCAGAAAAUUCGCCGGAGCCCAAUGCUACCGAAGACGAGGAACAGGGCUGUUCUUGUCUGUCAGCCACCCCAGUGGUAGAAGAAGAAGAGUGUGAACACAGUCCAGAGAAGAAUCCCACAAGACAGUUGCCCCUGGACACUGGACAAGGAUUGGUAAAAGGUCUUAAGGAGAAAAGGCUCACCCCAAAGAGACUGCAGCUCCUUCUGGUGGGAAAAACAGGAAGUGGGAAAAGUGCAACAGGAAACAGCAUCCUUGGCAGGCAAGUAUUUGAGUCCAAAGUCAGUGCUCGACCAGUGACCAUGACAUUCCAGAAAGGGAGCAGAGAGCUGGACGGGAGAGAACUUGAGGUGAUCGACACCCCAGAUAUUUUGUCACCUCAGAACCAGCCUGAGGCAACAGCUAAGAAGAUCUGUGACAUCUUGGCCUCACCAGGGCCCCAUGUAGUGCUCCUGGUGAUUCAGGUGGGCCGGUACACUGCUGAGGAUGAGGAAGCUGCCAGAUGCCUCCAGGAGAUCUUUGGAAACGGGAUCUUGGCUUACACUAUUCUGGUGUUCACCCGGAAUGAAGACCUGGCUGAGGGCUCCUUAGAAGAAUAUAUUCAAGAGAACAGCAAUAAGAGCCUGGAUGAUCUGGAUGUUGCAUGUGAGAGGCGCCAUUGUGGCUUCAACAACAGGGCAAAAGGGGAGGAGCAGGAGGCCCAGUUGCAGAAACUUAUGGAGGAAAUCGAAUUGAUCUUGUGGGAAAAUGAGGGCCAUUGUUACACCAUGGAACUUCCAAAUGCUCUCAGCAAAACGCUUUAACCAAAUAGCAAGGCUCUGAGUAGGCAACCUAUAAAGAUAACCUUUCUGGCUAGAAAGGCUAUCCCAGAUUCAGGUAGCCUCUGAGAAGACUCAUUGGUGCUGAUGCAGAGGCAAUCUAUCUGAGUCCAAGCUGGCCAUAAGCAAGAGUAUCUUAGUUAGUGUUCUAUUGCUGUGAAGAAACACCAUAACCAUGGCAACUCUUAUAAAAGAAAGCAUUUCAUUGGGGCUUGCUUUCAGUGUCAGAGGUUUAGCCCGUUAUCAUCAUGGCUGAAAGCAUAGCGGGGCAGGCAGGCAGACGUGGUGCUGAAAAAGUAGCUGAAAGUUCUGCCAUCUAGAUACUCAAGCAGCAGGAAGAGAGAAACUGGGCUUGGAAAGUGCUUUUUGAAACCUUAACACUGUCCCCUACCCUCACACAGUGACACAAUUCAUCCAACAAGGCCACACCUCCUAAUCCUUUCAAAUAGUACCACUCCCUGGUGGCCAAGGAUUUGAAUCUAGAAGCCUACGAUGGCCGUACUCAUUCAAACCACCACAAGGAGAUGUCACCAACAUCUGUACCCUAUGUCCAGCCCCUGUUGCCUGUUCCCUCUGUCUCCACAGAGAACUUUGCAGUCCUUAGGCCAGCGUGUCCAGUGUGGCAAUGGGGUGAGUUUCAGAGGACCUAGCUAUAUUCUGUGUCCAGCUACAUAGCUUCUUUCUGAACACACAGGCCCUCCUUCGCCUUAGUCAGCAGCACAGUGCUCACAUAAGUGCUGUCCCACAUUUUUAUGCCCUGUUUCUAUUCGUGGCUACAAUCGAAGCUUCUUGACAACAGGCCUAGUUCUUUCUUUUGUGUAAACUGCACAGCUGCCUAGCCAAGGUAGUCAGAGUUGAUGCAACCCAGGGGUAGCCAUGGACCAGGCAGUUGUACAUUUCUUGGGCUUCAUCCUUACCCGUAAAGAGGGACUGUGGUUAUUAAGAUGCCUGCCCUGUGUAGUGGGUAGAACAUGACAAUGAACCAAAAUAGAAAAGCCCAGACCUCCAGUUAGGGUUUUCUUCCACAACGUAAGGUAUUGUAAUAAGUUGUGUUCUAUAACCAUGUUCUAACCGCUGAUUUACUUCUAAGCCCUUGAGAGACUUCACGGCAAUGACCACAUGUAUACAAUGACUAAUUCUGAACUGUAUAUGUCUUUCCUGAGAAGGAGCAGGGUAUAGUUCCUCCCCCAUCUUUUGUGAGCUAAGUAGAGUUGGAUGCGUAGGAGGAGAUCACCAAGCACAUACAAGCCUUCCAACAGAGCCAACGAUGGGCAGGACAUGGCAAAGAUUCCAAGAAGUCAAAUAUGAGAGACCCGACCGAGAACCAUCACCUCUGUACUGUCUCCACUGUGCGCACCAUAUGCCCCCAAUAAAGCCUUCAUGUUCCA